AUGCCACGCCACACAUUGCGAUGGACAACCAUCCUCGCCCUAAUCUCCCCAAUCACCGCUCAACAAAUCGGCAGCAUACCAGAAACUCACCCCAAACUGCGCACCUACCAAUGCAGCCACGCCCACGGCUGCGUCGAGCAAAACAGCUCGCUGGUCCUCGACGCGCUCGCGCACCCAAUGCACAAAGCAGACAACACCAGCGUCUCAUGCACGAACUGGAAAGCCGCCUGCGCGAGCGCAGAAGAAUGUGCCCAGGCGUGCGUGAUUGAAGGCGCGGAUUACGAAGCGCAUGGAGUCCGGACGGACGGAGACGCGCUUACAUUGCGGAAUUAUAUGCCCUCUGCGGAGGGAUACGAGGCGAUGUCGCCGCGGGUAUAUCUGCUUGAUGAGGCGGGGCAGGAGUACGAUCUGCUGAAGCUUUUGAACCGGGAGGUUAGCUUUGAUGUUGAUGUUUCGGAUUUGGGGUGUGGGAUGAACGGGGCGCUUUAUUUGUCGGAGAUGAUGCAGAGCGGGGGCAGGAGUGAGUUGAAUCCUGCUGGGGCGCAGUAUGGGACUGGGUAUUGUGAUACGCAGUGUUUUCAUCCGGCGUGGAUUAACGGGGUGGCUAACGUGCAGGCGAAGGGGGCGUGUUGUGCGGAGAUGGAUCUGUGGGAGGCGAAUGCGGAGGCUACGGCGUUUACUCCUCACGCUUGUACGAAGGAGGGCCUUUAUGAGUGUGCUGGGGAUGAGUGUGGGACGGGGAGUGAAGGAGUUUGUGAUAAGAUUGGAUGCAGUUGGAAUCCGUACAAGAUGGGGAAUCAUAGUUUCUACGGACAGGGGAAGGUGGUUGAUACAGCGAGCGGCUUCACGGUGGUGACGCAGUUCGUGACAGACGAUGCUACGGACGAAGGCACAUUGCAGGAGGUUCGAAGAUUGUAUGUUCAGGGGGGUAAGGUUAUUCAGAAUGCUGCAGUCGCGAUUGACGGAAGGGAUGUGGUUGCGAUGACUGACGGGUUUUGUCAAGCGGAGUAUCCGGGUGUCUUCCAGACAAUGGGGGGCCUGAAGCCAAUUGGACGAGCUCUAGGGCGCGGCAUGGUGCUGGUCUUCAGUAUCUGGAAUGAUGCGGCCGACUACCUGAACUGGUUGGAUAGUGAUACCGCGGGGCCAUGCGAUUCCACUCAAGGGGAUCCGGAUCUUAUCAAGGAGGAGCACCCAGAGACCUCCGUGACAUUUUCAAACGUUCGCUGGGGAGAAAUCGACUCAACUUACGUGAGCUCAUGA
This is a messenger RNA of Penicillium chermesinum, 1260 nucleotides long. RefSeq lists its product as uncharacterized. Gene Ontology annotation, molecular function: hydrolase activity, hydrolyzing O-glycosyl compounds. Gene Ontology annotation, biological process: carbohydrate metabolic process. The record is from RefSeq and is a predicted model, not a curated record. The transcript has a single exon. The coding region runs from base 1 to 1260 and encodes 419 amino acids. NCBI's taxonomy places the organism in Eukaryota, Fungi, Ascomycota, Eurotiomycetes, Eurotiales, Aspergillaceae.